Ipomoea triloba (trilobed morning glory) is the source of this 3701-nucleotide messenger RNA. RefSeq names its product protein SMAX1-LIKE 7-like. Gene Ontology annotation, molecular function: ATP binding; ATP hydrolysis activity. The transcript is spliced from 3 exons. NCBI's taxonomy places the organism in Eukaryota, Viridiplantae, Streptophyta, Magnoliopsida, Solanales, Convolvulaceae. The coding region runs from base 409 to 3456 and encodes 1015 amino acids. The record is from RefSeq and is a predicted model, not a curated record.
UAAUUAACAUUAAUUAGCGCAGUAAAUCCCAGGAUUAACGCAAAAUCCUUAAUUAACUGUCGUGUGGAAACAAACAUCGGUCAGCACUAGCAGUGUCACCACCAACGACAAACAGCAACCUACGAGCCCCCAAUAAAUAAUUCACAAUCCCAUUUCUUGAUAGCUACCAUACCCAAUUAAUAAUUUUAAUAAUUCUUUCUUUUGCUCCUCAUAGUGAUAGUACACUGCUGUCAUUUCUAAUCAUUCUUUUGAUUCCCCAUAUAUUUUUACUAUAAUAGUGAUAUUGGGGUGGCUUCAUUGUUUUGUUUUGGGGAAUUUGAUGUUGAAGGGUGGGUGAAAGAGUGAAUCUUUCUGUUAUUAGUAACAUUUUCUUGUUUUUCCGGCGGCUGACGUGUUUUUCCGGCGGGGAUGCCGACGCCGGUGGCGAUUGCCCGGCAAUGCUUGACGCCGGAGGCGGUGAGGGCGCUGGACGAGGCGGUGGCGGGGGCGCGGCGGCGCGGGCAUGCUCAGACGACGUCGGUUCACAUGGUGUCGUCGUUGCUGUCGCUGCCGUCGUCGGCGCUCCGGGAGGCGUGUGCCCGGACGCGCAACAAUGCGUACUCUGCGCGCGUGCAGUUCAAGGCGUUGGAGCUUUGCCUCGGGGUGUCGUUGGACCGGCUGCCGUCGUCGCCGAACCGGACCGGCGGCGAGGAUGAACCGCCGGUUUCGAACUCGCUCAUGGCGGCCAUUAAACGGUCUCAGGCGAACCAGCGACGGCAGCCGGAGAAUUUCAGCUUUUAUCAACAACAACAACAGUCUUCUUGUUCUUCAGCUCCGGUGGUGAAGGUGGAGUUGCAGAACAUGAUUUUGUCAAUUCUUGAUGACCCGGCGGUGAGCCGGGUUCUCGGGGAAGCCGGGUUCAGGAGCUGUGAUAUCAAGAUUGCAAUUUUAAGGCCGGUUCACCAGUUCUUUAGAUAUUCCAGGUACAAAGGACCCCCUCUGUUUCUCUGUAAUUCUGAGCUGGGAAGAAGAGGUUUCACCUUCCCAUUCCUAGGGUUUUCAGAUGGAGAUCAAAAUUGCAGACGAAUCAUUGAAGUUUUCCUAAAACCCAAGCAGAAAAACCCCAUGUUAGUUGGGGUUUGUGCUCAUGAAGCUCUCAGGAGUUUCCUGGAAACUGUCAAGAGAGAUGGAGGGGGGCUAAUCCCCUCACACCUCUCUGGACUAACUGUAAUCUGUAUCGAACCCGAGCUUUCGGGUUAUGUUAAUGGGGAUAAGCUGAGACAGAAGCUUGAGGAAGUGAACAGAAUGGUGGACCAAUGUAUAGGCCCUGGUGUUGUGCUCAAUUUUGGUGAUCUGAAACUGUUGGCUGGUGAUGAACCUUCUGCUGAAUCUUUGCAGCCCGUGAUUCUCGGGUUGGGGCGGUUGAUUGAGGCUUGUGCUGGGAAACUGUGGGUGAUUGGAGCUGUGGCGCGAUACGAGGUUUACUUGAAGGUUUUGAAUAGAUUCCCCUCCAUUGAGAAGGAUUGGGACUUGCAGCUCUUGACAAUCACCUCUCCAGGGCCUUUCCCUGGUGAAUCGUACCCGAAAUCCAGCUUGAUGGAGUCUUUUGUUCCAUUUGGAGGACUGUUUGCUGAUAUAAAAAGCCCAUUAAGUAGCUCGUACCCAAGCGUUUCGCGCUGUUGUCUCUGCAGUGAGAAGUGCAGGCAGGAAAUUAAUGCGCUCUCGAGUGGGGGGUUUAGUUCUUCGGUUGCAGAUCACUACCAGCAGUCGAGUCUGCCUUCGUGGCUGCAAAGCAGCAACAAGAUGGAGUUGAUGAAGGCCAAAGAUGAUAAUGUGGUAUUGAAUGCCAAAAUCGCGGGAUUGCAGAGGAAAUGGGACUCGCUCUGUCAGCGUCUGCACUACAACCAGCCGUUCUCGAGGACGAGCACUGCUCAGCUGGAUUCUCGAGUCCCGUCCAUCGUGGGAUUUCAAGUUGUCGAGGACAGCAAUAAGGACAGGGCCGUGCCUUCUAAUGCGUUGUCGGGCGUUUCUGCUGCCUCGAAAGAGAGCAGUCCACUCGGGGUACUCUCGGAUGGCAACAACAAUGUUAACCUUCUGUCCAUUUUCAGUGAAACUCCUUUGAAGAGUGACGAUGAUGCUCAUACCUCUCCGACCUCAGUGACCUCGGUGACAAUGGAUUUAGGUUUGCGAAUUUGCUCGAAUUCUCCAGCUAGAGAGUCUGCAGACAAGCCAAGAAUACCUCAAACUUGUAUCGGCCUAAUCCCAGAUGUUCCAGCCAACAUCUCGAAAAACGCUCAAUUUGAUCCGAAAGACUUCAAGGUGCUAUACGAGGCUCUAGCCGAGAGGGUCGGGUGGCAGGAAGAAGCUGUGAGAGUUAUCAGCCAACGAAUAGCCCGGUGCAGAACAAUGGAUCGGGAGAGCCACCCCCGGGCAACUCGUGGAGACAUAUGGUUCCAUUUCACGGGACCGGAUAGCAUGGGGAAGAAAAAACUCGUCGUUGCCCUUUCUGAAAUACUACACGGGAGCACACAUAGCUUGAUCUGUGUGGAUCUGAGCCUCGAGGAAAACCCCCGAGCCUGCAUAAAGUCACUGUUUGAUCUCCAGGCUCUGAACAAAUAUGAUGUGAAGCUGAGAGGCAAAAACGUUGUGGAUUACAUUGCAGAGAAGCUAGCUGACAAGCCCAUGUCUGUUAUCUUCCUCGAGCACGUUGAGAAAGCCGAUCUGCUCGUGCAAAACAGCCUGUCCCACGCUGUGAAAACCGGGAAAUUUUCAGACUCACACGGAAGGGAAAUCAGCACUAGUAAUGCAAUCUUUGUGACCACUUCAGGUUCCUCACAAGGCUAUUCCGAAGAAGAAAUUCUUGCAGUAAAAGGCUGGCCAAUUCAAAUCCAGAUUGGAGUUGAUCUUGGAAUUGAUACCAAUCCCAAUUCCAAUUCCUCAACCCUUAAGCCAAUCCUCCUAAACAAGAGAAAAACCAUUGGCACAGUUGAAAACGAGGAGCGUUUUGGUUUUGGCAUCCCCGAAAUAACAAAACGCGCCCACUGGACCUCAAAUCCAUCCCUCGACUUGAAUCUCCCCGCUGAGGAACCCGAUACAACAGCCCUCGAAAACUCGAGGCCGUGGUUGGACGAGUUCCUCAGACAGGUCGACGAGACAGUCACAUUCAAACCGUUUAACCUCGGGUCACUCGCAGAGAAAAUGCUGAAGGAGAUCGAACACUGCUUCCACAAAAUCAUCGGCCCCGAGUGCUUGCUCGAGAUAGAAUCGAAAGUAAUGGAACAGAUUUUAGCAGCUGCUUGUUUAACCAAUAACAAGAAGGUAGAAGAUUGGAUCCACAGUGUUCUUGUCAGGGGAUUUGUAGAAGCUCAAGAAAAGUAUAGCCUAACUGCUCAUUCUGUUGUGAAGCUAGUUACUAGCAGAUAUGCAGAAGAGCAUAAACCAGGAAUAGUUCUUCCUGGGAAAAUUAGAAUGAACUGAAUGAAAUUCAGUAAGGUCUUCUUCUUCUUCUUCUUCAUUAUUAUUGUUAUUAUGUAGUAGUGGAUGUAUAAAUAUAUAAUUUUAGGCUUCUCUGUAGUCUGUUUAUCCCAUGUGUUUAUUGGGUAGUUUCAGGUUUUAUGUCUCAUAGCAUAGAAUGUAUUUUGGUUCCAAUGCACUUUCCUAGGUCUGUAAUAAGUGCUCCAAUGUUAAUCUUAGCUCAUCAUGGUUUGGUUACCCUCAUUAAA